Molecule: messenger RNA, 1464 nt
Organism: Salvia splendens (bonfire salvia)
Lineage: Eukaryota; Viridiplantae; Streptophyta; Magnoliopsida; Lamiales; Lamiaceae
Product: lipid droplet phospholipase 1-like
Exons: 8
Coding region: 76-1005 (309 amino acids)
Biological process (GO): lipid metabolic process
Source: RefSeq, a predicted model, not a curated record
UCCACUCCAUAGUGGACGCUCUAACUAACUUCUCAACAGAAAUCCAUCCGCUAUUUCACAUACAUUUCAUUGGAGAUGGACAAUAACAGAGUAGAUAGUGUGAAACCAGAGAGAGAGAAACGGAAAACAAACCGAGCAAUCGCGAAAAUCAUGAAGAAGAAAGGGAAGAAGAAGAAGAAAGGGAAGAAGCAGAAGAAGAAGAAAUUGAGCUAUUAUUUAAUUCCGAGAUUUCCGUGUAUGAGAUUAGACGACGGCGUUACGGUGGCGGAGACGCCGGCCGGCGGCGGCAGUUUCGACAUGGAGGCUGGGUGCAGCGGGAGGAGGGAUCAUUCACCCACGCACCUCGUCGUUACGGUCAAUGGGAUUAUUGGAAGUGCUCAAAAUUGGAGGUAUGCAGCAAAGCAGUUCGUGAAGGCUUAUCCAGAUGAUGUUUUAGUAUAUUGCAGUCAGUCGAAUACUUCAAUGUUGACGUUUGAUGGUGUUGAUGCUAUGGGGAAGAGAUUAGCUGAUGAGGUGGUUUCUUUUGUUGGCCAUCAUCCAAAUCUUCAGAAGAUUUCGUUUCUAGGUCACUCACUCGGUGGCUUGAUAGCAAGAUACGCCAUUGCUGUGCUUUACCAGCAAAAUGUGAUGCAAAAGAACGUUGAGCAAAGUGGUGGUGAAUGUGUUGGUGAGGAGAAACAAAGGGGAGUUGUUGCAGGGCUCGAACCUGUGAACUUCAUUACCUUUGCAACGCCACAUCUUGGUUCGAGGGGGCAUAAACAGGUUCCGGUUUUCUGUGGUGUCCACACCGUGGAGAGACUAGCAACCCGUGCUUUGUUUCUACUUGGUAGAACGGGUAAGCAUUUGUUCUUGAGUGAUUCGGAUAAUGGAAAAGCUCCAAUUCUGCUCAGAAUGUGCAGUGAUUCUGAAGACCUAAAGUUUAUAUCCGCGUUGCAGUCAUUUAAGAGGCGUGCUGCCUAUGCAUAUGUACGCUUUGACAGCAUCCUCCCGAUGUUACUUAUUUAGUAGUAGUAUUUUUUAAGUUGGAUGUCUUCUCCAGUUAUAGAAAUAUAAAAACAUAGUACUGUAUUACUUUGUGUAAUGGCCUUGAUACCAAAUCUAGAUAUUGUUGGGUGGAGUUCAUCAUCACUGCGUCGUCUGAGUGAGCUCCCAAAGCGCCGGAAUCUUGAGAGAAAGCAAACGCUGUCUGUCAUCAGCCCUCAAGGAGAAGUUCCAUGGGAAAUCAAAGCUGGUAGAGGCAGGACAAAGGAUAUGGAAGAGACGAUGAUCGGAGGGCUGACUAGGCUGAACUGGGAACGAGUCGAUGUCAGCUUCACCGGAAGUAUGCAAUGGCUUCUUGCACACUGCACAAUUCAGGCAAGCUUAUUGAGGCCUUCUAAGAUGCAUAAUACUAGUGACUCUUUUAACUAUUGAGUUAUUUUUCUACAUAUACUAAUUAUUAAUUUAGUAUGAUAAAUACCAUUA